Oncorhynchus gorbuscha (pink salmon) is the source of this 2075-nucleotide messenger RNA. RefSeq lists its product as uncharacterized. Lineage: Eukaryota; Metazoa; Chordata; Actinopteri; Salmoniformes; Salmonidae. The record is from RefSeq and is a predicted model, not a curated record. Bases 2 to 1057 code for a protein of 351 amino acids. The transcript has 7 exons.
GAUGUGCGUGUCCAUUUUGAAACACUUGACAAGAGAAGAGAAGAUGGCGUUAUCUGAACCAAGUCCUGGCCUUAAGACUAUAUAUAGCUACUAUGUCAAAUUGGCUCGGAACAUCCCUCGAGGGUCUCACCAAGACUCGGAGAAACUAAUCAGAGGAGAGGAGAGCCCUUACAUGCUGCCAGGAGGAACAUUUGUCGGACUCCUUUUCCAAAACACCUGUGUUCUGAGCAGUCUAUUGGCCGGAAUACAUAUAACAGCAACAAGAUUUAGCAAAAUCAAAGAUUAUUUCAUGACAGACAACACAGUCGGUGCAGUCAUAACCUUUCUCGAUAACAAAAUGUAUAAUGAGGCGAUGGGUCUUUGGCUUAUUAAUUUAGAUUUGCGUGUUGGAAGAAAACUAUACUUUUCCCAAAACGAAGGUCUAGAUUGUAGAGGCUAUGUCGAAGACUUCCUACCAAAUUUCGAUGACCUGACAAUUGUCAAAUAUGAAGACGACAACAACGAUUACGAUAUGAGCCCCUCAGCUUGCAUUUACAAUGGAACACUGAGCAAUUUUAAGAUAUAUGGUCACGUUUACAUCCUGGACACCGUAAUUGACCCUAAACUCAUCCUGGUGAAUAUGCUUGGCCGAAUGGGAAACGGAUGUAUUCCUCCUUAUGUCAUCACGGAUGAUUUUUCAAGGAAGUACGAGCUUCAGUUCCUUUUGCUGGGUUUAAUCACAGCAGAGAUCAAACACAUGGUGCUGUGUGUUAAACAAGAAGGAGGGCGAUGGAUGCUGUACGAUAACUCAGGAACGCCCCAAUUCCAGGACUUCAACAUGGAGAUAGAAAGGAAGAAAUACGUUGUUUACCUCGCUGCCUACGUGAAUGUGAACAGUGCAUAUCCAGAGAAACAAGUGCAAGAAUCAGAGCAAGUAAAUGACCUCGUCCUGCCAGUGGUUGCAACAGUCAACACCCGCCGAUCAACAUCCCUAUCCCCAUUCAGAUUGCCAGUGGAAGAAACAACCAUCUCCACCCUGCCGACCUGUCAGCAGCAACGAGAGGAUGCUUCCCCCUAAGGUCUGUUCCUAACUAUAGUGUGACUGCAGUUUUUUUUUGCUUUCCACUGUCAUCAUAGGCUUGUUUUAAGGGGGAUUUGGCAUUAGACUGAAAUAUUUAAUAAAAAUAUGUUUGCCAUCGCAAAAAAAAACGAGUGUUGGGAGGGAAGAAAUUGAUAAGCUCUUGCCAAGCACAAUUAGGAUACUAGCUGAGAUUCAGCAUCACGGAGAGCAAUUUUACAUUCAAAGCCACAGGGCAUUUCUAUCACUCUUAGGCUUUCGUUUCAUUGUAGACUAGGCUGCAGGGAUGAUAGCAACACAGCUAACUUACACACAAACAUGUAGCCUGUACGAGAUGUAAACAUACCACUUUCCCGCCACAGGUGAAUCAACAGUUAAUGUGUGGUAGGGAUCAGAGACCCUUUCCUUUGUGCAACUUGACUGCAUUCCUACCAAGUUAUGUUUUUCUUUUUUUUAAUGAAAUAAUUUCUCAUGUAGUCUACUAUGUAGUCUACUACUGCUUAUGAGUGACAAAUUAUGGAAGACCGACCCGAUUUAACAAAAUAUGUGUUGUCAUAAAUGACUUGUAAAUGUCUGUUUUAUCUUUCUGUGUCUCCCCUGUGGAAGUGGAAAACGCAGAGGAAUGUGGCUGAGGGCACCCUGGCCUGAAUACACCCAGACAUUCAUUGCCUGAGCCCACUUGGUUGUGCUGCUGACCAAGUCCACCUGGUUGUGCUGCCUCCACUGGACCGACCUGCCUCCUUUAGCCGCUACACCAACAAAUGUCUAUUUCUUUACCUACCGUGUCUUUGUUAAAAGCUAUCAGACCGACCACGGGGUCUUGAACUAUUGAACAUCUCUAUCUGGUACAGCCAGAAGAGGACUGGCAACCCCUCUCAGCCUGGUUCCUCUCUAGGUUUCUUCCUUUUAGGGAGUUUUUCCUAGCCACUGUGCUCUUGCUUAAGCUUUUCUGUUUGGGGUCUGACAAUUGCAGAUGUAAAAACUGCUUUAUAAAUAAAUUUGAUUGAUUGAUCAACAA